Messenger RNA from Culex pipiens pallens (northern house mosquito), 3291 nucleotides. RefSeq names its product AMP deaminase 2. Gene Ontology annotation, cellular component: cytosol. Lineage: Eukaryota; Metazoa; Arthropoda; Insecta; Diptera; Culicidae. Gene Ontology annotation, biological process: AMP metabolic process; IMP salvage. The transcript is spliced from 7 exons. The record is from RefSeq and is a predicted model, not a curated record. The coding region runs from base 546 to 2864 and encodes 772 amino acids. Gene Ontology annotation, molecular function: AMP deaminase activity.
GUGUAGACGUAUAUGAACGUGUGCGUUGCGUUAACUUGGAGAGGGUGUUUUUGUUAAGGUGUCGUCUGAUUAAGAGCCUGAUUAAGCUGUUGUGGGGGAAGGUUUUCGGUUCGGGUCUAGGAAGGUGUGUUCUGGUUUAGUACACUUUUCGCAAGAAUAGCCAUAAAAACGGUGGAUUUAUAUCGCGAAAGAUACACAAAACCAUUCAGGAAAAGGCAAGGAACAAAGAACCGUUCAAGCUCCGAAAGCUGUAGAGAGGCAAACACCAAGAAACGGGAAUUGCGUGUUUUGAUGCAAUCCACUGAACCGUAAACUUGGCAAACCCAGUCCGGCCUGGCCCGGUGAAGCUCUUUCGCUGGCUGGUGAAGAGUGUAGUGAGUCACACGUCGUCACUGUCUGGGACGUCGUCGUCGUCGGUCGUGAAACGCGAAAGUGCCAAGUGAAGUGUGUUGGAGGCGUCAAAAUCGAUAAUUUUCUCGCACAGCUCGCAAAGAAGUGUCUGGUACUCUCUUGGUGCGGUCGAAGAAGUUGAAGUUGGAGCAGCGAUGGCCACCGGGAUGAACGACUACAACUCGCGGAAGCGGUUCGCCUUCGACGUGGACAUGGAGAUCGAGACGGAACCGACCAGCAGGAUUAAGGCCGGUCAGGGCAAUGAAUCGCCCGGAAUCCACGUUGCCAGUGGUGGCGGGGGUGGAGUUGGGGCCGGUGUGGUCGCCCUCAGUCACUCCCAGGAGAAUCUGGUGGCUGGUGGAGGACUUCCGAACGAGAUCUCCGCCCCGUACGAGGUGCCACAGUUUCCGAUCGAGCAGAUCGAGAACAAGCUGCAGUUGCAGCGCCAGCUGAACGCCAAGGUCAUGGAGCAGGACCGCCACUCGGUCGCGGCGGAGAUCCACCCGGACGAGUCGCACGUCCCCUUCGAGGAGCACGACUUUGUGGCGCACUUCCAGCGGGUGUCGAUAUCCGGCGAGGACACCAGCGGCGUCCCGCUGGACGACCUGGACUGGGCCUCGACGCUGCUGGUGAAGGCGCUCGAGUUGCGCGAAAAGUACAUGCGAAACUCGCACCAGAACUUCCCGCAGACGACGGCGCGCUUCCUCAAGUCGACGCACCCGGAAAAGUACGCCCACCAGGAGAAGAAGUCGAUCGCAGACCAUCCAGUGAAUCCACCGCAUAGCACCGAAUCUCCGUGGCUGAUCGAAUUCCCCGAGGACUGCAACUACUCGGUGCGCUCGGUCAAGGGCGUGUUCGAGGUGUAUCGCGAUGGGGCCGCCACGGAACCGCUGCCGUUCACGUACACCAAGCUGCCGGACUUUGUGCAGGACAUGCAUAUGAUGUGCUCGAUGAUCGCCGAUGGGCCGCUGAAGUCGUUCUGUUACCGCCGGUUGAGCUAUCUGUACUCCAAGUUCCAGCUGCACGUGCUGUUGAACGAGCUGCGCGAGUUGGCCUCGCAGAAGGCCGUUCCCCAUCGGGACUUUUACAACAUCCGCAAGGUGGACACGCACAUCCACGCGGCCAGCUGCAUGAAUCAGAAGCACCUGUUGCGCUUCAUCAAGAAGACGUUGAAGAACAGCGCGGACGAGGUGGUGACGGUGACGAAGGGCGCUGAGAUGACGCUGUCGCAGGUCUUUCAGUCGAUGAAUCUAACCACUUAUGAUCUGACGGUGGACAUGCUGGACGUGCACGCGGACCGGAAUACGUUCCACCGGUUCGACAAGUUUAACGCCAAGUACAAUCCGAUCGGCGAGUCGCGACUUCGGGAGGUGUUUUUGAAGACGGACAACUAUCUGAACGGGAAGUACUUUGCGAACAUUAUCAAGGAAGUUGCUAGUGAUUUCGAGGAGAGCAAGUACCAGAACGCCGAGCUGCGUCUGUCGAUUUACGGCAAGUCGCCGGACGAGUGGUUCAAGCUGGCCAAGUGGGCCAUCGACGGGAACGUGGCUUCGAACAACAUCCGCUGGUUGAUCCAAAUCCCUAGACUUUAUGACAUUUUCAAGACGAACAAGCUGAUGAGCUCGUUCCAGCAGAUCCUGGACAACGUGUUCAAGCCCCUGUUCGAGGCCACCAACAACCCGAACCAGCAUCCGGAGCUGCACAAGUUCCUGCAGUACGUAAUCGGGUUCGAUUCGGUGGACGACGAGUCCAAACCGGAGAACCCCCUGUUCGACGGGGACGUCGUCACGCCGGAUCAGUGGACCGAGGAUGAGAAUCCACCGUACGCGUACUACAUCUAUUACAUGUACGCCAACAUGACGGUGCUGAACCACUUCCGGGCGGAGCGCGGAAUGAACACGUUUGUCCUGAGGCCGCAUUGUGGGGAGGCGGGACCGGUGCAGCAUCUGGUGUGCGGAUACUUGAUGGCGGAGAAUAUUUCCCAUGGGCUGUUGCUGCGGAAGGUGCCGGUGCUGCAGUAUUUGUACUAUCUUGCGCAGAUUGGUAUCGCCAUGUCUCCGCUGUCCAACAAUUCGCUCUUCCUGAACUACGACCGCAACCCAUUCCCGGAGUAUCUGGCCAGGGGACUGGUGGUGUCCCUUUCCACGGAUGACCCCCUUCAAUUCCACUACACCAAGGAACCCCUGAUGGAGGAGUACAGCAUCGCGGCCCAGGUCUGGAAGCUCAGCUCCUGUGACAUGUGCGAGCUGGCCCGGAACAGCGUGCUGAUGAGCGGCUUCCCGCACAAAAUGAAGCAGCACUGGCUGGGACCGAACUACACGCGCGAGGGCGUCGCCGGAAACGACAUCACGCGGACGAACGUGCCGGACAUCCGGGUGGCGUUCCGGUACGAGUCGCUGGUGGACGAGCUGUCCAACAUCUUCAAGGUGCACAGCGAGAAGACGUUGGCAGCGGCCGGAGUGGGGAGUCCGUAGAUUUUUUGUUGAGGCGCACGGAAACUGAGAAUCUUUCAAACACACAAACCCACUUAUUAUAUGUUGCAUGUUGGUUUUCGAAGAAAGUGAUUCCAAAAUUGGUGGAAAUCAGAAAACAGGCUGUUCUAUUAGACAAGUUCAAAAGUGAAGGCAUUGAUGUUGAUUUUUGUUUUUUUUAUGUACCAACUAUUUAUUGUAGAAGAUUUGAAAACACCUUCAUCAAAAUGAAAACCAUGUCUAAAACCAUUGUGUACCACUUGGACCAUUAAAUGUUUACUAUAUAUCUAAUAGGAGCAUCUAUAAAUCUACAACAACGUGUUUGUAGCUGGUUUCAGGCGCAGUAGUGUGAAAGUGGCAAAGUGAGCAACAUAAAACAUUCUCUGUACUACACGAUUGGGUGUAACAAAUAAAAAUAUAGAUAUUUCAA